Messenger RNA from Trichomycterus rosablanca, 3076 nucleotides. It is a transcript of the gene hk2, whose product is annotated as hexokinase 2. The transcript is spliced from 18 exons. The coding region runs from base 181 to 2940 and encodes 919 amino acids. Gene Ontology annotation, molecular function: D-glucose binding; glucokinase activity; fructokinase activity. Gene Ontology annotation, biological process: glucose metabolic process; glucose 6-phosphate metabolic process; glycolytic process. The record is from RefSeq and is a predicted model, not a curated record. Gene Ontology annotation, cellular component: cytosol; mitochondrion. NCBI's taxonomy places the organism in Eukaryota, Metazoa, Chordata, Actinopteri, Siluriformes, Trichomycteridae.
UGAGCGGAUGAGGAAAGUAGUUUCAGCUCCUGCAGUCUGAGGGCAGGAGAAUCAUCUCAAACCGAGCCGAAACCAGGAGAACUCACUCACAAACUCAACAGAAGUCGGGAAACUUGGGUUAGAGUCGAUAAACGUAUUAUUUGGAAGAGAGAACAGUCGGUAAAGUGGAACAGAAACAUCAUGAUAGCCUCACAUAUGCUGGCCUACUACGUUACCGAACUCCAUCAUGACCAGGUGCAGAAAGUGGACAAGUUCCUGUAUCACCUGCGUCUGUCGGACGAGAACCUGAUGGACAUUUCCAAACGCUUCAGGAGGGAGAUGGACAAAGGCCUGGGGAAGGACACCAACCUCACCGCCUCGGUCAAAAUGCUUCCCACUUACGUCCGCUCCACGCCCGACGGCACAGAAAAAGGCCACUUUCUGGCGCUGGAUCUCGGAGGCACAAAUUUCCGCGUCCUGCUGGUGAAGGUGUCGUCUAAUGGUAAACAGACGGUGGAGAUGGAGAACCAGAUCUACGCCAUUCCAGAGACCCUGAUGAGGGGGAGUGGCACAGAGCUCUUUGACCACAUUGCCGAGUGCUUGGCCAAUUUCCUGGACAAAAUGGGCAUUAAAGAGAAGAAACUGCCGCUGGGCUUCACCUUCUCCUUCCCCUGCCAGCAGAACAAAUUAGACGAGAGCAUCCUGGUGUCUUGGACCAAGGGCUUCAAAGCGAGUGGAGUGGAGGGCAGAGAUGUGGUCAGCCUGCUGAGGAAAGCCAUCAAGAAGAGAGGGGACUUUGACAUCGACAUCGUUGCGGUGAUCAAUGACACAGUGGGCACCAUGAUGACCUGUGGCUUUGACGACCAUCACUGCGAGAUCGGCCUCAUCAUUGGUACGGGGACGAACGCCUGCUACAUGGAGGAGAUGAGGAACCUGGAGCUGGUGGAAGGAGACGAGGGCCGUAUGUGCGUGAACAUGGAGUGGGGCGCGUUCGGGGACGACGGCGCCCUGGAUGACAUCCGCACCGAUUUCGACCGCGAGAUCGACGCCGGCUCGUUGAACCCGGGCAAACAGCUCUUUGAAAAGAUGAUCAGCGGGAUGUACAUGGGCGAGCUGGUGCGGAUCAUCCUGGUGAAGAUGACUAAACAGGGCCUGCUGUUCCAGGGUCAUACCACUCCUGAUCUGCUCACCACCGGCCACUUCAAAACCAGCUUCGUCUCCGCCAUCGAGAACGACAAGAGUAAAGAGGGCCUGGUGUGUGUGGAGGAGAUCCUGCGCAGCCUGGGACUGGAACCUUCAAACGAGGACUGCGUUGCCGUUCAUCACGUCUGCAAGGUGGUGUCGACCCGGGCGGCUCACCUGUGCGCGGCCGCGCUUGUCGCCGUGCUGCGCCAAAUCCGCGACAACAAGGCGGCGGAGAGACUCCGCACCACCAUCGGAGUGGACGGGUCCGUCUACAAGAACCACCCGCAGUUCGCCCGCCGGCUGCACAAGAUGGUCCGGCGCUUGGUGCCCGACUGCGACGUGCGCUUCAUGCGCUCGGAGGACGGCAGCGGUAAGGGCGCCGCCAUGGUGACGGCGGUGGCCUACAGGCUGGCCAAGCAGCACGCCGAGAGGCAGCAGGUCCUGGAUUCGCUCCGGCUGGAUCGGGAGCAGCUGAUGGUGGUGAAGAGGAGGAUGGAGGAGCAGAUGAGACGAGGACUGGCGAAGGACACCCACUCGUCCGCUUCUGUCAAAAUGCUGCCCAGUUACGUCCGAGCCACGCCCGACGGUACAGAGCGGGGCGACUUCCUGGCACUCGAUCUGGGUGGGACAAACUUCAGAGUGCUGCUGGUUCGACUUCGGAGCGGGAAGCGACGCAGCGCGGACAUGCAAAACAAGAUCUACGCCAUUCCACAGGAAGUCAUGCAGGGCACGGGGGAAGAGCUGUUUGAUCACAUCGUCCACUGCAUCUCUGAUUUUAUGGAGUACAUGGGAAUUAAAGGAGCAUCUCUACCCCUGGGCUUCACCUUCUCCUUCCCCUGCCAUCAGACGGCGCUGGACCAGGGCGUCCUCAUGAAGUGGACGAAGGGCUUCAAAGCCACCGGCUGUGAGGGACACGACGUAGCUGUUCUCCUCAAGGAUGCUAUUCAUCGCAUGGAGGAGUUCGAUCUGGAUGUGGUCGCGGUGGUGAACGACACGGUGGGGACCAUGAUGUCGUGCGCCUUCGAGGACCCUCAGUGUGAAGUGGGGCUGAUCGUGGGUACGGGUACGAACGCCUGCUACAUGGAGGAGAUGAGUAACGUGGAGCUGGUGGACGGAGACGAGGGUCAGAUGUGCGUGAACAUGGAGUGGGGCGCCUUCGGAGACGACGGAGAGCUGGACGAUAUCUGCACGCCGUUCGAUCGAACCGUGGACGAGAAUUCGACCAAUCCGGGGAAACAGAGGUUUGAGAAGAUGAUCAGUGGGAUGUACCUGGGUGAGAUCGUCAGGAACGUUCUGCUGGAUUUCACCUCUAAAGGUCUGCUGUUCCGUGGAAAACUCUCAGAGAGACUCAAGACCCACGGCAUCUUCGAGACCAAGUUCCUCUCCCAGAUCGAGAGUGACCGGCUGGCUCUGCGACAGGUCCGGUCCAUCCUGCAGCACUUGGGUUUGACCAGCAGUACGUGUGACGACAGCAUCCUGGUGAAGGAGGUGUGUACCGUGGUCGCACAGAGAGCCGCUCAGCUGUGUGGAGCCGCCCUCGCCGCCGUGGUGGACAAGAUCCGGCAGAACCGCAACCUCAACACGCUCAGCGUCACCGUGGGAGUGGACGGGACGCUCUAUAAACUGCACCCACACUUCUCCAGCGUGAUGCGGGAUACGCUGCAGGAUCUGGCGCCCCAGUGCGACGUCUCCCUGGUCCAGUCGGAAGACGGCAGCGGGAAGGGCGCCGCCCUGAUCACGGCCGUAGCCUGUCGGAUAAACGGCGCGAAAAAGUAGCGCAGUAAGAGCGGGAAAACGGAACGGGUUCUGGAUAUAAAAAGGGAAAAGAACUUUAAUGUGAACGGACUGUUCUUCCACCGCGAGAAACCAAAACGAGACUGAUGAUCACGGCGUGGAGGAGGCGCUUUCUCAU